AAGCAGAGAAAGAGUACUUAGGAGAGCUCCAAAACAAAUUCAAAAAUUGCAGAUAGAAAUUGUUCACAAAAGGCAUGUGCUAGAAAUUCCCACCACUGAUUAAAUAAUAGCUCUCUGACCGGCUGCACAACCCUUUUUUUACUACACGCAUGCAUCUGCCUUUUGUCUUUGCCAUGACAACGAUUCUCCAGUAGUGAGUGGGGCGAGCCAGGCUACGGUUCCAGGCUAAAUCAAUGAGCUCAUGCAAAAGGAGGAGGGUGCGUGCACUAGUAGCAGCAGUAGCACCAGCAUAUACUGCUGCUGAUGUUGGGAAAGCACAGCACGAUGCAAUGGAAGCGGAUCCCAGUGUCAUCUGAUUUCAUCAGUUCCCGGUGUGUACAUGGAUAUAUAUCAACUGACAAGCAGUAUUAGCUGGUCAAAGCCUGCCCUUGCAAGAAGGCAGAAACUGAAAGGUCUUUUCCUGUGAGUAAACUGACUUGUGCACAUGCGGCUGUUGGUUGGAAUACAGAAGAGUAACCAUCCUUGUGGAGCUGAGGUUUCUGGGACUUGUGUUAUUUGGGGAUAUAACAUAGUGGCGAAGAGUUAUUCCAAUCUGCAAAUGAAAGAGGUCUGAAAAAAUUGAUAAACUGGAAAUGGAUAUAAUGAUGAAGAGUCUUUCAUGCAAUGAGAGUAUGGACUUUGAUGGAUGAACAAAGAGCCUCCAGAACAGAAGAUGAGAAGGCUAAAUGAAGGAACGUAAUACAGCAGCCAUCCAAAUUCACCAGUUAUGAAAAAAUGGGUCUUCCCCUUUAAAAGAAAUACAGACACACAUUCAGAUUUACCAUCAAAAAUGUCUAAAAAGGGGCGUAUGAAGGGUGAGAAGCCAGAAGCUCUCAUUCUGUCCUUACAGGCUGCUAAUGAAGACCUCAGGACUAAGCUGACUGACAUUCAGAUAGAGCUUCACCAGGAGAAAAGUAAGGUAAGCAAACUUGAAAGAGAAAAGUUACAGGAGACAAAACGAAUCAGAGAACAAGAACAGAACAAGUACACAGUCAUGGUCACAGAGCUCAAAGCAAAACUCCACGAGGACAAAAUGAAGGAACUACAGGCUGUUCGGGAGAACUUACUCAAACAGCAUGAGCAGGACAUUAGUCGAAUGUCAAAAGUUAAAGACUCAGAAAUUCAGCGUCUCAAAGCACUGCUGAAUGCUGUGAGGGAUGGAAGCAGUGACAAAGUAAGGACAGCUCUGACAAAUGAAGCCAGAGAAGAGGCCAAGAAACAAUUUGAUGCUGAGCGCCUUAAACUUUUACAAGAAAAUGCUGAACUCAAGUCAGCAAAGAAACAAGCAGAAGAAGCACUUAAUAACAUAAUUCAUGCAGAUCGAAUUAAAGCGGGAGAACUACGGAGUGAGCACCAUUCUCACCAGGAAGCAAUAAACAAAAUCAAAUGGGAAUGUGAAAGGGAUAUCCGCAGACUGAUGGAUGAAAUCAAAUCAAAAGACAGGACAAUCUUUGCUCUGGAAAAAGAACUGGAGACUCAGACUGGCUAUUUACAGAAACUGCAGCUACAAAAAGAAGCCCUUGAUGAACAGCUCUUUCUAGUAAAAGAAGCCGAGUGUAACAUGAGUAGCCCCAAACGAGAGAUCCCUGGGAGGGUUGGAGAUGGAUCUGAGCACUGCGGCAGUCCGGAUCUUAGAAGAAACCAGCGAAAGAUUGCAGAGUUGAAUUCUACAAUACGGAAACUUGAGGACAGAAACACGUUACUUGUAGAUGAGAGAAAUGAACUUUUAAAACGAGUUAGAGAAGCAGAAAAACAAUACAAACCUCUACUGGACAAGAACAAGUGCCUCACGAAGAGAAAUGACGAGUUGACCCAGGCUUUGCAGCGCAUGGAAGAAAAACUGAAAGCCCUCCUAAAAGAAAAUGCAGAAAUGAAAGAGAAAGUAGCCUCCCACCCACCAUUGAAAAAGCUGAGGUCCCUCAAUGAUCUGGAUCAAGCCCAUGAAGAGCAGGAAGUCGAAUUCUUGAAAUUGCAGGUCAUUGAACAGCAGAAUAUUAUUGACGACUUAACAAGGGACAGAGAAAAAUUAAUUAGACGCAAGAGACAUAAAAGAAGUUCAAAGCCAAUCAAGAGACAUAUAGUAGACACAUUUUUUGGGUAUGAUGAAGAAUCCAUGGAUUCAGAAACAUCAUCUGUAGCCUCAUUUCGCACUGACAGAACACCAGCAACUCCAGAUGAUGACCUGGAUGAGGGCUUGGCAGCAGAAGAAUCAGAACUGCGAUUUCGACAGCUGACCAAAGAGUAUCAGGCACUUCAGCGGGCAUAUGCACUGUUACAGGAACACACAGGGAGCAUUCUGGAUGCAGAACGAGAAGCAAAGGCACGUGAGGAACUACAGGCUGAAGUUCUCAGGUGUAAAGCAAAAAUUGAAGAUCUGGAAACAACGCUAUCAGAAAAAGGACAGGAUUCUCUAUGGGUUGAAGAAAAACAGUUGUUUAUUAAAAGAAACCAGGAACUAUUAGAAAAGAUAGAGAAACUGGAAGCAUGCACAAGUAGGUUACAACAAGAGCUUCAAGAUUCCAGAGACCAGAAUGAACUGUUAGAAUUCCGGAUUCUAGAACUUGAGGAAAGAGAGAGGCGGUCUCCUCCAUUUAAUCUCCAAAUCCAUCCGUUUUCAGAUGGUGUGAGCGCACUUCAGAUGUAUUGCAUGAAGGAGGGAGUGAAGGAUGUAUGUAUUCCGGAUCUUAUAAAGUUACUAGACAUUCUAGGAGACAAUGGGAAUCUGAGAAAUGAAGAACAAGUAGCCAUUAUUCAGGCUAGCACGGUGCUGUCUCUCGCUGAAAAGUGGAUACAGCAGAUUGAAGGAACCGAAGCAGCUUUGCACCAGAAGAUGGUGGACCUGGAAAUAGAAAUGGAGAUGUUCUGUAAACAGAAGGGUUACUUAGAAGAAGAACUUGAUUACAGGAAGCAGGCCCUUGAUCAAGCAUACAUGAGAAUCCAGGAGCUGGAAGCCACCCUCUAUAACACAUUACAACAGGACACUGUGAUCAAGUUUGGAGAAUCACUGAAUGAGAAACAGAAAGAAGAGCUGAGCACAGCUGUUGAAAAGCUAAGGCGGCAGAUGUUGAGGAAGAGCAGGGAAUAUGAUUGCCAAAUACUCCAGGAAAGAAUGGAGCUGCUGCAACAGGCACACCAGAGAAUUAGAGAUCUAGAAGACAAAACUGAUAUUCAGAAGAGGCAGAUCAAAGAUUUAGAAGAGAAGAGUACCUGUCCUGGACACAUGGAUAAUUUUCUUGAAUGGCUCUAUGCUUCCAGACAUAAACAUAAAGAACAUUGUUUACAGUAUCUAGUACCUGUAGCAAAGUCUACAACAAUAUAUUUUAUAUAAGCCAUCAUUUAAGAUGUGUUACUGGACAGUUCCUAUGUGAUCCUGUCUAAAGCUCCCAAAAAUGCUGCAUUUCAUGAGGAUCUGUGUGGUGGAACAUUGGAGCACUGGAACUCAGUUCUAGAAUGGAAGAACUUGAACAAAUUGAGCAAAACGCUUGUUAGACAUGGAACCAAAGUUAGGAACAUCAUAUCCCUGCUGUGCAGGGGGGCAUUUUAGUGUUACACUGUCACUGAAUGCAGGACAUUGGGGAUAUAAAAAUAUAAAGAAUGAAAAAUAAAUUGUUUAGUUCUUGGAAACCUCUGUAAUUAAACACUUAACUUGAUUAAUAUUAAAAGUGACUAAAAAUGACAUUUUUAUGUAAACCAAUAAAAUGAUAAAACACUUCGUAUGCUA
Molecule: messenger RNA, 3760 nt
Organism: Protopterus annectens (West African lungfish)
Lineage: Eukaryota; Metazoa; Chordata; Ceratodontiformes; Protopteridae
Gene: JAKMIP2
Product: janus kinase and microtubule interacting protein 2
Exons: 23
Coding region: 767-3367 (866 amino acids)
Molecular function (GO): kinase binding; microtubule binding
Source: RefSeq, a predicted model, not a curated record